AUGGAGCAACUUAUAGCUGACCAUCGCCCCUUCACGAAGGACCUUUGGCAUGGUGGAGUCACAUCUGAGCCCUUAAUCACUACUCUUACAAAUGAUGAAGAUCAACCCAAAGCUACAAAGACCAAGCCGGAAGCACCUCCCAAAAAUGCCUACAAGUCAAAGCCAGUCACCAAAAAAGUUCUCAAAGCAAGGAAGACAUCAAAGAAAAAAGACACGGUCUAUCAAGUCUCCAGGCUUCAAAAGGAGUCAAAGCUGCUUCGAAAAUUGCUUAAGCGCAAGAAGACUACAACUUCUUUCAAGCGCUCUGCCUUCAACACUCUCCUCGGACAAGGAUUGGUAAAAAAAGGCAACACUGCCUUUGAACACAAAGGAUGUCAGACUGAACCAACAAACGUCAACGUUCCGGUCUCUUUACACGAUGUAUGCCAGACGGAGCCAAAAGCUGAUUUCUCUCACCAUACGUCGCAGGCUCCUAUGGAGGAAGAUCACAGCCACUCGCCGGUCAUCAGCCAAUACGCGGCACAGCUUUACGGCUCAACUUCUCACAGCAAUUCCACAACUGGUGAACCCGUCCACGCUACCUCCGUUCACGCUUCACCCAUCCAUACCUCACCCAUCCACAAUCCCCAAACACCUUCAUCCCCCAUCAAUGUUUCACCCGUCCAUAGACGGAUCUUCUCUUUGUCACCCCUCCAUUUGACUCCCGAACUUGACAGUCUCCCAGGUUUCGUAGGCCAUGCGACAGCAAUCAACACAUUCUCAGCCACCGCUACAUCCAAACCUUCUUCUGUUCCCAACACCAAACCUUCCUCUGCUCUACAGGCUCAACCAACUGAGGACAGCAACAUUGUAUCUUUGAGCGACGGCUCUCCAGCUCCAGAAACGCCCAAGCACAUUCCAUCAAUGGAAGAAAACCACCUUGCAAAACAACUCUUGCGCUGCAAGACUGUCCCUGCGCCAGAUCUGUUAAGCCCACUACCUCAAAUUGAGUGGGAUCUUUUCGAAAAGAUCAUUUCCAAGUUUAGUGCUGCGUUCCAUAUUACUCCCUCCAAACUCGACUUCUCCAACAACUUCCUACUCCAACUAGCACAGCCUAUGAAAGGGACAACAACUUACCACAUGGAAAUCCUCAUGCACAUGCUAGCUGCAAGACAUAGGGGGGUCUUCGAGGAGCAAAAACUUGCCUUCAUUACCCCUCACCUUACUUUUGGAAUCCAGGCAAAAUCCAAGGAUUUCAACAAGUCAAGAAAGAGAGAUACCUUCGAAUGGGACAAGCUGCUGACGGGUCUUGUUCUCCAGCCCGGGAAGAAAUGGAUGGAAGAUGUGGUGACUGUCUACACACCCAUGAUAUGGGGCGAUAAACACUGGGUUGGUCUUGCGAUAAACCUCGACUUGGGCUGUGUCGAAGUCUUAGACCCUCUCUCCACUUUGUACAAGGACACGACUGCUGGUCGUUUCAUGGCUCCGGUUCUCAAGGCGUUACCUUCCCUUGUUAAGAAGGUUACAAACUACCAGCUCACUCAGUUCCGCGGCCUUGCACCUUUUACAUGGCAUCGUAUCAAAGACCUCUACAUCAACGAAAGGGGAGGCGACUGCAGACCUGUUACUGUCAAAUUCUUGGAAAUGCACGCACACGGGGAUCCCGAACACAUGUCAAGCAUCACAGACCGCGAAUUUGAUGAUUUCCGCAAACAGUACGUACUUGACAUCUACAAGACCAUUGUAAUGCCUGCUUACUACCCAGCUUAG
This is a messenger RNA of Brassica napus (rape), 1749 nucleotides long. RefSeq lists its product as uncharacterized. The transcript is spliced from 7 exons. The record is from RefSeq and is a predicted model, not a curated record. The coding region runs from base 1 to 1749 and encodes 582 amino acids. Gene Ontology annotation, molecular function: cysteine-type peptidase activity. Gene Ontology annotation, biological process: proteolysis. Lineage: Eukaryota; Viridiplantae; Streptophyta; Magnoliopsida; Brassicales; Brassicaceae.